AUGGGUUCGGCUAGCCGGAAUGAAGACAUGUACGAGCCAAUUGCCAUUAUAGGUUUGGCAUGUAGGUAUGGAGGUGAUGUGAAGAAUAGCUCGGAACUUCUGCGACAUGUUAUGAAAGCCAAGUCGGUGUAUGGAGCGGUACCUGAAGGUCGACUAGACGCAAGGCAUUUAUACCAUCCAGCGACGGGACAUAUUGGAUCCAUCUAUUCAAAUGGUGGCUACUUUCUGAAGGACGAUAUUAAUAAUUUUGACUCGGCCUUCUUCCAGCUUCCCGAAAAUGAUGUGGUGGCUAUGGAUCCCCAACAAAAGAUGCUCCUCGAGAGUGUGUACCAUGCCUUGGAAAACGCCGGAAUGUCUAUGAAGGAGAUUGCUUCCACGACAACCUCUGUAUAUGUCGGCUGUUCCAACAAUGACUCCCUGGCCAUUGCCAACUCGGAUCUCUUAUCGACCUUGCAAUGUACAUCCACCGGAACGAGCCCGUCUAUCCUAUCAAACCGUAUUAGCUGGUUCUAUGACCUCCGUGGAACCAGUCAAACCAUCGAUACUGCCUGCUCAAGCAGCCUGGUUGCCUUUCAUCAAGCAUGCCAGAGCAUACAGCAUGGACACUCCAUGGCCAUCGCGUGCGGUGUCAACAUUAUGGAACAUCCAGGGGCGACACAAAACUUAUGCAGUCUAGGGGUACUAUCGCCUGACGGACAAUGCUUCACUUUUGACGAGCGUGCCAAUGGCUACGGACGGGGAGAGGGCGUCGGCACUGUCAUCCUCAAGCCGCUACGAGCUGCUCUAAGGGAUGGCAACCACGUUCGGGCUGUCGUUCGCAGUACUGGCUCAAACCAGGACGGAAGGACGGCGGGCAUCACGCUUCCCAACGCCGUUGCCCAAGAGCAGUUGAUCCGUUCAGUUUACGCCGCUGCAAAUCUCAGCAUGGCCGACACGGGAUACGUCGAAGCACAUGGAACAGGUACAUUUGUCGGAGACCCUCUUGAGCUUACUGCCAUCUCUUCGGCAUUUGCGCCCAACAGAGAAAGCGAUCUGUUUGUCAGUUCGGUCAAGUCGGUGAUAGGACACCUGGAAGGCGGCGCGGGCAUAGCUGGGCUGAUAUCAGCAACCCUCGCCGUAGAAUCCGGUUCGAUACCUCCCGUCACAAAUCUACAGAAGCUGAACCCCAAUAUACCGAAUCAAAAGAGGAUACGGUUUACCAAGGAAGCGAUACCAUGGCCAAGAAGUGAUUUGCGUCGCGCGUCUGUCAACUCGUUUGGGUUUGGGGGAACGAAUGCCCACGUUGUAUUGGAAGACAUUGGCGGAUUUCUAUCCCAAAAUGAGGGUUUUGCAGCCGGAAGUCUCAAUACAAUGAAGCCUUUCACGAAUGGACAUGCACAUACCAACGGGCUUAACCACCAAGACAGUGACCUUGAAAGCAGCGUCAACGGGUUAACGCACAAACCAAAUGGUGCUGUAAUUUCCUCACCGGCCAAGAAAAGAAUCCUCACACUGUCAGCAUUUGAUGAAGACGGAAUACAGCGAAAUAACGCUCGUCUCGUGGAAUAUCUGCAAUCUGUGCCUGUUAAAGGGCAAUUCCUGGAGAAUUUUCUGCAUACUGUUAACGAAAAGAGGUCAUCUUUUGACUGGCGAUGUUACUAUAUCCUAGACAGCCACGACAGCCUACUCAGCUCCUUACGCCAGGUUCCGCAUCCUCUUCGGGUGUCCAAGACUCCCAAGAUUGUGCGAUUUGUCUUCACCGGUCAGGGAGCAAAUUGGCCGGGAAUGGCUCAAGACCUAAUGGUGUACCGGAUUUUCGAGACGAGGAUUUGCGAGGCGGCAAAGUACUUUAUGGACCUUGGGGCUGACUGGGAUCUUAGAGAAAUUCUCGCACGCUCCGACUUGGACAUGACGGAGCCCACUCUGGCGCAGUCGACCUGUAUCGCGGUCCAAGUUGGGCUGGUUGACUUGUUGAUGAGCUGGAAUAUUGUCCCGACAACGGUCGUAGGGCACUCUUCAGGUGAAAUUGCUGCCGCCUAUUGCGCUGGAAAAAUAUCUCGGCAGGCUGCUUGGAAAGUUGCUUUCUGCAGGGGCGUGGUUUGUUCAAAGGCCAUGGGAAAUGGCACCAUGAUGGCCGCGGCCGUUGGCGAAAAGCAAGCUGAAGAGUUGCUCUCACGACUUGGUGGCAUCGAACAACCACUGCAAGUACAAAUUGGUUGUUUUAACAGCCCCAAGAAUUUGACUUUUACAGGUAAAAGGGAAAGCCUGGAUAGGCUAAAGCAAGAGUUGGAACAAUCGGGCAUUUUCUGCAAAUUGCUCGGCGUGAAGGUUGCAUACCACUCAGCAGAGUUAAAAGCAGUUGCAGGAGAGUAUUUGACAAGCCUAGGGGACCUGAACUUUGGAGACAGAGUUAACCAGAAUACCGGUAUUCGCAUGCAUUCAUCCCUCACAUGCGAAUGCAUUGGACCUCAUGAUGAUAUUGGGCCGGAAUAUUGGGUCAAGAACCUCGUUUCUCCUGUACGGUUUACUUCCGCCCUCCUGGAUUCAAUUGGAGCCGACAGCGAUUUGAAGCGGCUGGACAAGGUCACAGACACAAUCAUCGAGAUUGGUCCUCAUUCAGCUCUGAGAAGCGCCAUUCAAGAUACGUUUGCGGAUUCUCAAAUCCUGCAGUCCAUCGGAUAUGCAAGCAUAUUGAAGCGAGGUGAAACAAGUGGCGAGACCGUGCUGCAAACCAUGGGUCUUCUCUACACCUUGGGUUAUCCAGUGGAUAUUACUGCUGUCAACGAAAGGGAAAUGGCUAACGGAUUUAGUACCAAACAUGUUCUCAAUGAUCUCCCUCCAUAUGCCUUUCGCCACACAAGCAAGAGAGCAACGACAAGGCAGAUUGAAGCUUUAAAGUUUCCAGCUUUUGGAAGACACGAAUUGCUAGGUGUUCCCCUUCUGGACUCAAAUCCAUUCGAACAGCGCUGGAGGAACUUUAUUGGGCCGCAGCAAGUCCCGUGGCUGUCGUCAAACAGGUUGAAUGAUAAGAUCCUCUUUCCAGGAGUUGCCUAUAUUCUUAUGGCGGUAGAAGCCGCGUUGCUAAGAUUCGGGGCACUUGACGCUGGAGCUGUGGAACUGCGAAAUAUCUCGAUUUUGGAGUCGUUGUUUGUUCCUGACGAUGCAGUCGGGGUUGAGAUAAUAUUCUCCCUGUCCCAGUUACACGAAGCAACUGAACUAUCCGGUGGAUGGUCAACAUUCCGCUUCGUUUCCCAUAAUCUCGACGGAAAUAGUUGGACAGAACACUGUGUGGGAAGCAUUAGGGUAGAAAAGGGAACGGCAUCACCACCCCGACAACUAUUCUCGGCGGCGAUGCGAGCUGCAACCGCCUCAACCGAAGCGGAAAACCGGUAUUUCACUGACAUGAUUGAACCAGACAAGUUGUAUCAAAGCUUUUCGUCCGCGGGGACCAACUUUGGAGAUUACUUAAAGGGCAUUAGGGAAUUUCGCCGGUCCCAAGAUCGGAUGGCUUAUAUGUCGCAUGUUUUAUCGCCAGAUAUACCCAGGACAGCUCAUGACCGAUACACCAUUCACCCCUGCGCUCUCGAAAGCAUCCUACAAGGUCUUUUAUGUCUAGGAAGCCCGGAAGGCACGAUAGUCAAUGGCUCGAUGGUUGCCAAUCGUUUGGGGCAUGUUUGGAUUACAAACCCUCUCAGCGACGAGACAGCUACCAGCCGCCAGUUUAAAACCUUUGCCGAGACGGAGAGGAAAACAUCAACCAUUUAUACAUCAGACGUCGCGGUAUAUGCUCAAGGAUCGUUGGAGCCAAAUUUCCUCAUCAAGGGACUCGAUCUGGUUCUUCUGCCACCGCAGGAAGACGGACAGGCUGCCGACGAGUCUUUCUACGUUGAAACAUGGAAGCCAGACGCAAAAAUGCUGACGUCUUUUGAAAAAGUCAGCAGCUCUCGGGAGUUGUCUGGCAGCUUAAUCAAGGCAUUUACAAGAGAGGACCACCAAGGCCUUCAACUCACAUGUUCGGUAUUCGUGCUAGACUCGCUACAGAAAAUUUCCGGAUUGAACGAAGACGACCUGCCUUUGCAUCUGCGGUCAUUCGUUGACUGGAUAAAGGCGCAAGCCGAAAUUAUUACGCAAGGCAGAGCUCCUUUUGUCGACCUCACGGCAUUGGAGCAGGUUCGUGUCAACGAUGAGCUCAAACAGGCCUUGUUCGAUAGUGUAGCCAGACGAAGUGCCCGGGGAGAGCUUCUUACUCGAGUUGGCGUCAAUCUUGUACCUAUUCUGACCCAACAAGUCGACAGCUUGGAACUCAUGUUUGGGAGCGACGAUAUCAUGAGUCGAACAUACAACGAAGGCCUACCCGGAGACGUUGCAGUCCGCAUUUCGCAUUACCUGGAGUACUUGUCACACAACCAGUCUCGCAUAAAGAUUCUCGAAGUCGGCGCGGGUACGGGCAGCGCAACCAAGAUUGUACUCGAUGCGUUUAGGAAUUCCGGUGGACAGGAUGCCGAGAGCGGCAUUUUGCCUAUUGAUACGUACGACUUCACCGACAUGUCUGGCGCAUUCUUUGAACGUGCCAAGUCUCGUUUUGCCGACUGGUCCGACGUUCUGCGCUACCAGACGUUUGACGUCGAAAAGGAUCCAGCACUUCAGGGAUUCGAACUCGCAUCUUAUGACCUUGUUAUUGCGACUCAUGUCCUACAUGCUACAGCCAAUCUUCAAGUGAGCUUGAAGAACAUAAAAAGUCUCUUAAAGAGUGGAGGAGACCUCAUCGUCAUCGAAAAUGUCAAGCCUCAGUUGAUGUGCACGCCGCUGGCGUUUGGCAUACUACCAGGGUGGUGGCGCGGCAUCGAGUCUUAUCGUCAAUCAAACCCUCUUAUAGACCAAAAGCAAUGGGAUGCUGAGCUGGAGGAAGCUGGCUUCAAGCUGAGGAUGCAAAUACAGGACACAGACGAGGCCGCCAACCACGAGACAUCAGCAACUAUUGCAUCUACACAGCAGCGUCUUGACGAAACAUGUCAACAUGGCUACAAAUGCGCAAUCAUCUACCAUGCCGACUAUGUCUCGCAACUGCAGCUUGCUAGAGAGUGUGCCUCAACACUGGCCAAGGUUCUUGCAUGCGAUUGCUCCUUGGUAAGCCUACGUGAGGCUGAUGCCGGUGAACUUGACGCAGACUUUUGUGUAUCUCUGUUGAACUUGCAGGGAUUUGAUCUUUCGGAUAUAACGGACCCCGACUUCCAACAGAUCAAGUUGGUCCUGGAAACCUGCAUUAAUAUGAUAUGGGUCUCGGGCAAUCCGGACGACGACUCCAAGGCGGCAAUGUGCCGUGGUCUCGUCCGAAGUGCCAGAUGGGAGCGCGAUCAGGAUGCAGUCAACUUCAUCACGCUUGGGAUAUGCAAUCCAUUGCCUCCCAACUCUGUCAUCUCAGAACAAGUUGCCCGUGUGGCUCGUGGAGCCUUCAUCUCUCAGGGUGUGAUAGCUGCCAACGGUGAAUACGCCACAAAGGACGGAGUACUCUUGACAAACAGGCUUCUACCUGCCAAGAAGAUUAACAAGGCUGUGAAUAGGAGAUCGGAACCGAAAACUGAGUCUAUUCAGCUUGGAGCCAUCUCCCAAGGGAUCAAGCUCACUUCAAUUGACCCUCAUAAACCGCAGGCAUUCCAUUUCAUUCGUGAUGAACUGGCAGAGAGCCCCCUGGGCCAUGAUGAAGUUCAACUGAAGGUACAUGCCGCUGGCGUACGACGAGAAGACGCCGAUGAGGCUAGCCGUUUGAUACCCGGGCAAGGCAUAGGCCGAGAUUGUGUUGGUCUUGUGACUGAAAUUGGGUCAUCCGUAACAGACGUUGCUGUUGGCGACCGAGUCAUGGCCGUGAGGACUAUUCCAUCGAGCGGCGCUCUAUCAAGUCUCUUCCGAACCCAUUGCAGCGCAGUCCAAAAGAUCCCAGACGGGGUGGGAUAUCUCGAGGCUGCAACAAUUCCCUGGAACUUCUGCACCGCCCAUUACUGCAUCGUCAAAGUGGCUCGUGUGCAACCGGGCGAAACCAUUAUGAUCCAGUGCGCAGACAACGCUAUCGGGCAAGCGGCUAUUCAACUCGCCAAGUCGAUCGGCGCCAACUUGCUAUGCACUGUCUCUUCAAACGAGGACAAUCUCGUCCUGGCUUCUCGAUAUAACCUCGACCAGGCAGCUGUCUUGUCGAAUGACAAAGCACCAUUAGGCGUGGAGGCUAUUCUUUCCUCAAUUUGCAAAGGAGGAAUUAAUGUGUAUCUGAACUGUGAUCCAAUGGGAAUCUCUGACGCGUACCAAUCCCAUGUUACACCCUUUGGUCGCGUCGUUGAUCUCCAUGGCGCAGCUACCGCUAAUCAUCUCUCCUUGAAAGAUCUUUCCAAGGCAAGUAUUUCUUAUACAUCCGUCGACAUGGAUCCAGUAGCCCAGUCCCGGCCCGAACUCAUCCAAGAGGCACUUUUAGACACGUCGCGUCGGCUCUCUUGCUCUCAGUUCAAACCCUUGAGUCAUGUUGAGGUAUUAGGAUACUCGGAACUUCCAAAAGCUAUCCUCCGGUUUCGCGACAGACAGUCAAAGAACCCCUCCAUGUUUGUUGUCCAGCCUAAAGAUGAUGAAGUGGUCCCCAUGCGUCUUGAACCAAUCGGUGAUUAUCGUCUGAGAGGAGACGCAUCCUACCUUCUUGUUGGGGGGUUCGGGGGCAUUGGAAGAAGACUAGCGCUUUGGAUGCACUCGCGCGGAGCGAGGAACUUUAUCUUCCUAUCAAGAUCGGGACCAACGGAUCCUAGGGCCCGAGAACUCUGUGAAACGCUAAAGUCUUCUGGUUGCCGGGUGGAAAGUAUCGUAAGUGAUGCAGCUGACACGGAAUCGGUGAACAAGUCCAUGCAAAGGUGUCGCGACACAAUGCCUCCCAUCAAGGGCUGCGUCCAAUGUUCCAUGGUGCUAGUCGAUUCUAUGAUUUGCAACAUGUCACACAGCCAAUUCAUGGCCGCUAUUCGACCUAAGGUACAAGGAACAAUUAAUAUUACUAAUAAUCUCCCUAAAAAAUUAGACUUCUUUAUCCUUCUAUCAUCCUCGUCCGCUAUUAUCGGCAACCGUGGGCAAGCUAACUACGCCGCCGCAAACGUAUUCCUAGACACGUUCGCAAGACAUCUCACGGCCCAAGGACGGCCAACAACAUCUAUUAGUCUUGGAAGCGUUCUGUCAUUUGGCUGGGUUGCUGAAAACCAAGACCGACUCCCUAUUGCUCUUGCAUACGGAACCAUCACAGAAGACCGUCUCCUCUCCAUCCUAGAGUACCACAUGGAUCCGCGACUGGGCGCCGCCGAGAACAGCGACAACUGUCACACAAUUGCUGGCCUCCGAUCCGCGAGCGACUUUCAGCGCCACUCAGUCCCGCUGCCAGCUUUCAUGUCGCACCCGUUGUUUACGCACUUGCGCGCCUCGGGGCGGCAAGGCAAAGCCAACGAGGCAGAGGCGACUAUAUCCAUUGCACAAGGACUCGCCGGUGCAGCGUCCACGGAAGAGGCAGUUGAUUUCGUCUCCGACGCCAUCAUUGCCAAGAUCUCCAGGAUUAUGGCCAUUUCUCCCAAGGAUAUGGAAACGUACCGAACCUUGAGCUCGUAUGGCGUUGACUCUCUGGUUACUGUUGAUAUGAAGUCGUGGUUUAAGAGGGAACUUGGCGCUACAGUUGGCACAAAGGGUAUCCUGGGCGAGCUUACGAUUUAUGGCUUGGCAGAAAAGGUUGUUACAGGAAGUAGUUUAAGGAAAGAAUAUGUUAUAUAG
Molecule: messenger RNA, 7758 nt
Organism: Metarhizium robertsii ARSEF 23
Lineage: Eukaryota; Fungi; Ascomycota; Sordariomycetes; Hypocreales; Clavicipitaceae
Product: polyketide synthase
Exons: 9
Coding region: 1-7758 (2585 amino acids)
Biological process (GO): fatty acid biosynthetic process; secondary metabolite biosynthetic process
Molecular function (GO): 3-oxoacyl-[acyl-carrier-protein] synthase activity; oxidoreductase activity; fatty acid synthase activity
Source: RefSeq, a predicted model, not a curated record